This is a messenger RNA of Prorocentrum cordatum, 447 nucleotides long. The record is from the annotation of a GenBank genome assembly. Lineage: Eukaryota; Dinophyceae; Prorocentrales; Prorocentraceae.
AUGGCACCCAGGGGCCUCCUCCUGCUUGCCGUGCUGGCCCUGCAGGCAUGCGGCGCGCUCGCGCGGGUGCAGCUGAAGUCCGCCUCGAGGGCAGGUGAUGUGCUCCAGCGGGACUCGGCGCCGACGGGCUCGCAGCUGAACAUCCGGAGGAAGGUGCCAGAGCAGCAGCCGACGGCGCCGGCCUCCUCGAUGCUGCAGCGCGUGCUGGGGCGCCAGGCGGCCGCCAGGGCGGAGAAGGCCGCCGGCGCGCGCGGGGCCGCCGUGCUGGAGGACGCGGGCUCGCUGAUGCAGACCGUGGUGGAGACCAAGGUGGGCUGGCCGGGGACAUCCCCCUGGCCCCUAAGCGGACAGGGGAAACAUCGCAGGCUCUUCGGAGGGAUAUCUUUCGCUGAGCAGUGCUUGCGCAUAACGCUUUUGGGUUCCGGGUUGCCGCAAUCCGCCACAUAG